Molecule: messenger RNA, 1567 nt
Organism: Magnolia sinica
Lineage: Eukaryota; Viridiplantae; Streptophyta; Magnoliopsida; Magnoliales; Magnoliaceae
Exons: 7
Coding region: 41-1213 (390 amino acids)
Cellular component (GO): cytoplasm; membrane
Source: RefSeq, a predicted model, not a curated record
UACCCGGUCUCUCUCUCACACACACACAGAUUCAUCAGCAAUGGCGUCUAUAAGCAGCAUCACACCCCAACGAUUCCUCCACAUCUCAAGACCCACGUCAGGUACAAAACCCAACUUCGAAUUCUCAUCAAAGGCUCGAAUUCGCGUAAAUGGUCUCUCAGGAUCCUCUCUCCCAAGCUGCUGUAAACACCACAACGCUUCAAAAUCCCAUCUUUUCAGCUCUAAAAAGAGAACUUGGAAGAUUGGAUCCACCGCUGAUGAUCUCGACGUGAUCCCCGUGCAAAGCACUGAUUUGACGGAUCAACAGAACGAUGCCGUGGUCCGCAUCGAGAGAGAAGAGGAAGUUAAGAGGUCGAAUCUAGUCGGCGGGUUUUCGAACGAGGGCCGGCUCUCGUUCGAAAGCGGAGUAGUCGUGGAUAUUCCGGGUUUCUCUUCUUCGUCUUUGGGUCCUUUGGGCGCGGAGGGAGAAGUGGUGGAUGUUGAUCGGUUGAUUGAUCAGAUGAUCAAUGCGGUGAUUGUGCUCGCUGCUGGCACUUUUGCAAUCACCAAGUUGAUCACCAUUGACCGGGAUUACUGGCAUGGAUGGACACUCUAUGAGAUACUAAGAUAUGCACCCCAGCAUAAUUGGAGUGCUUAUGAAGAAGCUCUUAAAGCAAAUCCUGUUCUAGCCAAGAUGAUGAUAAGUGGGGUGGUUUACUCACUAGGGGAUUGGAUCGCACAGUGCUAUGAAGGCAAACCACUUUUUGAAUACGAUCGGGCUCGCAUGUUAAGAUCUGGCCUUGUUGGGUUUUCUCUUCAUGGGUCUCUUUCUCAUUAUUACUACCGUUUCUGUGAGGCUCUUUUUCCUUUUCAUGAUUGGUGGGUAGUGCCAGCUAAAGUUUUGUUUGACCAAACUGUGUGGUCAGCUGUUUGGAACAGCAUCUACUUUGUUCUUUUGGGCUUCUUGCGUUUUGAAUCGCCCGCCAAUAUCUUUAGCGAACUGAAGGCAACAUUUUUUCCCAUGCUAACAGCAGGGUGGAAGCUUUGGCCUUUUGCUCACCUGAUCACCUAUGGUGUAAUACCAGUCGAACAAAGGCUUCUUUGGGUCGAUUGUGUGGAGCUUGUCUGGGUUACCAUCCUCUCAACUUAUUCAAAUGAGAAAUCAGAGGCAAGGAGUUCAGAGGCGCCAUCUGAGAUGAACACCGAGUCUCCAUUGAUUGGCCCUGAGGAAUAGAUGCAGUACCCACAUGUUCAAAGAAGAGUAGCUUGUCCAUGUGCUGUUGUAAAUAUGUAAAACCUCCUUUGGCAACCAAUCAAUGGUUGGUUGAAAGGAAUGAAUGCACCAACAGCUUACGUUUUGUCAAAUGCCUUCUGAAGUGACCUGGGCGCAAUGGAAAACUAUCUCCUUCCUCUUCUAUCCUGUGUAUCAAACAAGCAUAAUUUUUCUUUGAUCUAAGGCAGUGAAGUCUAAUCCAGCAGCACGAAGAUCAAAUGUAAUUUGAAAGUUUCUAGAAACAUUUAUUGUGUGACGUAUUUAUUAUCAUUUUUCAAGACCUUCUAGCAAUCAAAAUCAACCUCUUCUGUUUUA